Planococcus citri (citrus mealybug) is the source of this 901-nucleotide messenger RNA. Its product is annotated as procathepsin L-like. Lineage: Eukaryota; Metazoa; Arthropoda; Insecta; Hemiptera; Pseudococcidae. The record is from RefSeq and is a predicted model, not a curated record. Gene Ontology annotation, biological process: proteolysis. Gene Ontology annotation, molecular function: cysteine-type peptidase activity. Bases 63 to 827 code for a protein of 254 amino acids. The transcript has 4 exons.
CAGAAGAGUUUGUGCGAAAGUAUUUGAUACCAAAACGUGACCCAAGUAAAAUCAGCCCAUUCAUGCGCGAUGAUACCAAUCCACAUGUUGCACCCACACAAAUCGCAACUCCAGAACCAGAUCCUCAUUUUAUAAAAUCCCUUCCUCCUGAUAGCGGAACUGCACCGAAAGAAAAAAAUUGGGUUUGGGAAAGAGCGAUGACCAAUGUAAAAAAUCAAGGAAAAUGUGGAUGCUGUUGGGCUUUCACCAUUGCUGCUGUCAUAGAAAGUCACGUUUUCAUACAAACCAAAAAGAAAGAGUCACUUAGCCCACAAAAUCUCCUGGACUGCGUUAGGAAUAAAUAUGGGAGAGAGAACAGCUGCACAAAAGGUUCGAUGCUGGAUGCAUUCAAGUAUGUAGUAGAAGCUGGUGGAAUUGAGACCGACAAGGAUUACCCAUAUCAAGAAAAGCAAGCUGAUACAUGUGGAUACAAUCCUGAUAAAAAAUCGGCUACUGUCAAAGAUUUCAAGAGAGUCGAAACAGGAAACGAAAAUCUGUUGAGAGACGUUGUUGGUCUCAUAGGACCAGUUGCUUGUGGCAUUGAUGCUUCAGAUAAUGCUUUUCGAUUUUAUAAGUCAGGUAUUUAUAACAGCACAUCUUGUGGACAAACCAUGGAUUCGAUAAACCAUUCGGUCGUCAUAGCAGGUUACGGUACAGAAGCUGGAUUAGAUUAUUGGCUAGUGAAGAACUCUUGGGAUUCAACAUGGGGAGAUGGAGGAUAUGCUAAGAUAGCUCGAAAUUCCAAUGUUUGUUCAAUUGCAACUGAUACUUAUUAUCCAAUAUUAUGAGUUAGGUAUUAUUAUCUGUUGAUUUUAAAGAACGUAUAGUAAAGCUUAGAAUAGGUGGACUAAUAAAUUUUCAC